This is a messenger RNA of Armigeres subalbatus, 14221 nucleotides long. It is a transcript of the gene puf, whose product is annotated as ubiquitin carboxyl-terminal hydrolase puf. Gene Ontology annotation, cellular component: nucleus; cytosol. The record is from RefSeq and is a predicted model, not a curated record. The transcript has 19 exons. Gene Ontology annotation, biological process: protein deubiquitination. The coding region runs from base 807 to 13418 and encodes 4203 amino acids. Gene Ontology annotation, molecular function: cysteine-type deubiquitinase activity. Lineage: Eukaryota; Metazoa; Arthropoda; Insecta; Diptera; Culicidae.
ACACAAAAAACGAAUACGUCGCGAAAAGUAGCAACCGAGUAGUGAGAAGAGCCACACACAAAAGUCCUGUGCGCUGAUUGCUGAAGUGGAAGAUUAGGGCUGAGAAGAAAAAUUUUCCAUCGCGUUUUUCACCGAUUUCCUGUGCUAAAAUUCACCCGUCGCGUAUCGCAAAAUGUUGACCGCGGUCGGUCCGGUUCGAAUUCGGUUGCGCUGCCGCUGAUCACGUUCGCUUUGGCCGGUAAAAGUGCUCUUCUUUCUGGGUCAUCGUCGUCGCCGAGAAAGAACCUAAAGUUUUUUUUUUUUUCCUCCUGGCUGCUAUACGACGGGUCGAGAGACAGGAAGAAAGAAUACACACUCAAAAAAUCGGUGAGGAGAGGGCUGACUGCUACAACAGUCUGGCAGCGAACCCCAGUGCGAUACGCAAUCCGAACUGUACGGUGGCGACAUCUGCGAGCGCGAAAAGUUUCCGCUUUCCUAUCGCAGUGUAGUGCAAAAUUUGUAGUGUGCGUGUGUCUCCUCCAUCGGUGAGCCCGUGUGCGCGUGUGUGUGCCCUCAGAUAGCACCACAAAACAAGAAGAAAGAAGAAGGAGGAGGCGAACACUAGUUUUUACCACCCCCCGGGUCCGGCGCCCGCUACAAACUGCUGCUGGCUGACACUUCGGUUCGGUGUUCGCGAUUUUGGGAAACCAAGUUACUGGUGCGAGCCGGUUUCAUUCGUAAGCAGUGUUUGAGCCAAUUACGGCCGGAGCUGCGAACCUGUGUGGUGGUGGUUACUGCAGAGCUCGGAACCCGGCUCCGACGGAAAAAUGUGCGAUGUUUGUUCGGGAUUCCUGAAUCUUCUGGGGUCAUACGAAUCUCGACUCGCCAACAAUGAAACGGAACAUCCGGUAUUUCUCGCCAAGCGAGAAAUCGAAAUCGUCAUCGGCUACAUCCAGUGUUGGCCGGCGCGGCAGUGCAUGUGCUGCUACCGGGACCCGAAAAACUUCGAACGCUUCAAUCUGGUAGUGCAAGCCAUCGUCUACUUUACGGUGUACCAGCUGAAGAACAUCAAAGGUCUUCUCGAUCGUGAGCAGGAGAAAAUUGCUGCCGCGGCAGCGGCGGCUCCUCCAGCGCAAGGGUCGGCCUCAUCGUCAUCGCUAUCAUCGACGACGUCAUCUUCGGCGUCCUCAUCUUCGUCGAACAGUGGAAAGGACGAUGAGAAGCAAGCGGAGAAAGAUGUCAAUGCGAAGGAAGAACCACCCGUUCAAGAUUCCGAGAAAAAGGAACAGUCCGAACCGGAAGAUCUAAAAAAUAUAAAACUGCAGCAGGAUUCGGUUCCAACUUUAGACGACUGCUGGACUCUACUGGAUGUGGAAAAGCUUUUGCUGCUCUCAUCGAAGGCUUUUUUGCUGAACUUCCCUCUAUAUGUCGCCUACAAACAUGGCGUCCACGCCCGGAUGGACGAAAUUUCUCCGCAGGAAGCGCAAACGUUGAGUAUCUUCUGCGAUCUGCACGACAACGAAAUCCCGGCUUUCCUACUGCGGAAUGUUUCCCUAUUUUGCACCUCCGGUGGAUUUGAUGCUAUGAUGGCCAGCUUCGAGCAUCCGAAUCUGCCCGUUCCUAUUGCUCACGCAAUCACGGCGGCCAUUUCCAAUCUAAAACUGUGGAUCAACUAUCGAUCCAUAAUCCAGUUGUUUAUUCCAAUACGAGUGAAAAUUUUGCAGUACAUGUGUAAGCUGUCGGAUCAGGAUCUGCGCUCCCCGGCCACCAAAUCGAUGGCGGAUUUCAUGUGGACCGCUAUCAAAGACCCUCUUGAUUCGCAGAUAACCUUCGACACCGAAGGCCUAGCAUUGGCAUUCAAAUAUUUUACCAGUUCUACGUUGACGAUGCGAUUGGCCGGGAUGGCUCAAAUCAACGCUCACAUAAAUCUGUUCAAUGAAAUCUGCACCACGGAAACCGUAGCCGAGGUGGAAGUCGUCGGCCAGAAACUCGCCGAUUGGCUGACCGAAAAUCAAAUUAUAUCUCACCUAUUCGGGCCGAACCUGCAUGUGGAGGUCAUCAAGCAGAGUCACAUUGUGCUCAACUUCCUGGCAGUUGAGAAUCAAAUCAGCGAAGAUCACAUCACCCUCAUAUGGCAGGCAGCCCAGCUCAAGCAUUGUUCUAAACCCAUUUACGAUAUUUUACCCUCGCUUGUUAAAAACCUGGCCCCGCGACCAGCGUCACAUCUUUACUCAUUACUUUCCCGACUAGAUCCAAAAGAGCACACUGAACAGUCCAUUUAUAUUGCGUCCGCUUUGACGAAGCUAAUCUGGGCCAGGGAUUGUUCCCGUUUGACGCUGAUGGAUCUGGCAAAAAACAACGUGCUACGAGAGGCAGCGGCAGUGGCAGCAGCUGCUGCUGCAGCCGCUCGUGAAGCAGAAUUGCCUUCAAGUUCCGAGAACUCAGUUUCCGUGGAUGGAAGCAAUAGCGAGGACGAACCGCAAGAGGAGGACAGCUCCGAUCCAGAUCACCCGGGUACUGCGGCCGAAGCCGCGGUAGCUGCUGCCAAGUGUAUCGCUGUAGCAGGUCGAUCACAUCGGAUACCACCUGUUGUGGUCGCAGCUGCGGCCGCUGCGUCACCGGUCGUAGCUGGACCUUCGUCAUCGUCGUCGUCGUCGGGAGGUGUGGCAGCCGCAGCCGCUGCCGUAGCCUCUGGUGGUGUGAAGAGUACUGCUGCCCUUGCUGCAGCGGCGGUGGCGGCGACCAAUCUAAUGGAUGCGGACGAGUCGGAUUCUGGGGUGGCGGUACCGCCUCCCUGCAAACAAGCCAGACACAAGAACUGCUGUGACGAGACUACUGACGAUAGUAUCAAAGUAGAACAGGAUAUUUAUGACGUCGAUCAGCGACUUAAGGAAAAAAUGCGCAUUCCCUUGGUGAGCCGUUCGUUGGUGACUACCUCCGGCUUUGUUGAAGAUGCUGGCACAAGCAGUGAAGAGGACUGCCUUGACAUGAGCGAAGCAUUCUCAGCCAUGCGAAAAAAGAUGCUACGCAAAAAGCGCAAAAAGAUCAGUGGAUUAACUCGUAAAGAACUGCAGGAAAUGGCCGAAAGCGUAUCGGACGUGGAAGACAGUGACCUGCUGGCCGCUAUGCUUCCGGAUAGCGAUUGCAGCGAUACGAAUCUACAAAGCUCGGUGCUAAGGCACAUGGGUGCCCAUCACGGCGCAAUGGGUCCCGUAGGUCCCGAACCGGGACCCAGUGGGGUCCAUCCGGUAGGACAAGACGUUCCACCAUUCAUGGGUGCGAUGAGCGAAGGUCACUUGAUAAACUUCCUGAAUGCUACCGAAAACGAUGGCAGCUGCUCGUCUCCUUUAAGCAAUAAGUCCGAGAAAAACAUGGGAGAUUUUGACGACGAGGACUCGCCAUGUGAAGAAGAGCUUGUCGAGCUGGCAGCUCGAGCGCAAUGUUUACAUCAACAGUUCCCUCUACCGCGGCCACGAUCAUUAGGGCCUGGAAUGUCACACGGAUCCCCUCAGGCUCGAACCAAUACUCCAAACAUAACCCUGUCGCGGGCACAUCACGAUCGGCUCUCGAGUUCUGGCGGAAGCAUUGGCCCAAUGACGCAUCCUAUGACUCCCAGUGUUUCGAGCGGUGGAACUCCACCAUCAAGCGGUGGCAAGGGGAAAACGAAUCCAGCGGUGACUCCAUUGACAAUGGGGGGAAAGACUCCGUUGGUGGCUUCUAAGGAUAUGUUGAUUGCUGCCGGUGCAAGUGGAUGCAUAAGUAACAGCGGAGGACUGGGGGUUGCUUCAUCACCUAACUUUAGAUUUCCGGACGUUUGUCAACCGGGGAAUACGCUGCUGUGGGAUUUACUUCAGGACGAUAAGAUUGGUCAAUUGGGCGAGUCACUCGCCUUGGAAGCGGAGAAAGUCCUUGGAACCUUGCUCUGCUUCCACACGGAUAAAAUUAUCAGAACCCGCUUUAUCGAAGGAUGUCUUCAGAACUUGUCAGAAAAUCGAAGCGUGGUAACCAGUCUGCGGUUACUUCCGAAGCUGUUUGCAUCAUUCCAGCAGUUUAGGGACGUCACAACCCACCAGGUCGUACUAUGGGCUGAACGUCAUCAUCGGAUGAUGCACCAUUUCUUCAACAAUCUCAAACAUUACACCAACGGAACGGGACGCAGUGGGCGACAAUCUGAGUCGCCAACGAUAGUAUUAAAUCAGAAUGGCUUCCCGCUAUACUCACACGUGACGCAAAUCCAGGUUCGGCUGCAGUUCCUAUCGUCCGUCUUCAGUGACGUAGGAUCACCGAGAAAUUUCAAGCUAACGCUCAGUCAGGUUGAUACUCUGUGGGCUUGUUUGGCAAACGAUUCUGAAUGCAGUGAUUGCCUGUUUGCAUGGCUACAGGGACAGGUGAAAGGUGGGGAUACUCACGCCCUUGGAAUCAAUGCGGUUCAGCAUCUGUACUUGAAGAGGCUAUCGGAAUUGAAGCCGGAGGGAAUCUCAAUGGUGGCACUGGGCUUGUUCCAGCAAUUGUUUACCUUGGGACGCGAAGAGAUCAUCAGUCAUCCCAGUGAGAGUCAAGAAUCGAGUGACUCGGUUGGAAUGGAGCACCUAUGGAAAAUUGCUCUGAGGGCGCACAAUACGGACGUUUCCUUGACCGCGAUUCAGUAUAUCAACACCUAUUAUAUGGAGAAACAGCUGAAGUAUGAGAAUCAAUUUGUGGCCCAGUGUAUGAACCAUCUAACGCAAGCUGUGGAGGAACUGGAUCGCCAAGGUCCUGGUUCGGAGAAUGCGCUAAUGUGUGUCCAACGAGCCUUGAUGCUUUUGAAUACCCACUUGGAAACAUUCCGACGAAGAUACGCAUACCACCUUAGACGAUGGGCCCUUGAGGGAAAAGAAGUCGGAAUGCAUAGUGCUUUGCGAAGUGAAGGUCCAGGUCCUCCGAUACGAAUCGUCCUACAACCCGCUGGAGUACCAGAAAAGUCUGUACUUCAUCUACACGCAACGGAUUUGGUAGCAGAUCUCAAAGCCGAGAUUGCCAAAUGGUGGGAAAGUAUCCAAGGGUCUGUCAAAACUGCUCAUAACGAAAGUGCGGCACGGACCGGAUCCGGGGCGGUACUCGGUCUUUUGCUUAGUGAAGGACCAUUGCGAAUAAUCACCCAAGGUCAGGAAAUCACUGCCGAAUACGACGAACGUAGUCUGGCCGAUGUCGGAUUCAAAGAUAAUCAAAUGGUGUACGUCUCUAUGGGAAGCCGCGGUGGACGUCGUCGAGACCAUCACGAUCACCCCUCGAUGCAACCGCCGCCGCCAAAGGAUUGUCUCCCAACACUCUUACUGCUCAAAAGUCCAUACUUCGAACAACUUUUCAAACUGAUGCAAACUCUAGGUGAUAUGAAGUUAAUCGGUCCUGGUGGUCGCAUUCAACCUAACACGAAAGCCCAGUUGCUAUCCCGAAGAGUAUGGGACAUCCUUGCCAUGCUUCCAACGGCUCCAACCUUCCUGAGCACGCUAAAAAACUUGUCUUUCAAAGAACCAAACUCGGAACCAACGAUAGAUAUGGAUUGUCCUGACACUCCGACGUACACUCUCCGGGAAAUCCUGGAGCCACGCAACCUACAGAAGUUCAUGUACUCUCUUCACAUCGUGGAGAGCCUCUGCAAGUCGAAGUUCAUAAGCAGUUGCUGUGGUGGCGGUGGUUCCGGCAGUGCCCCAGUCAAUCCGGGUCCCAUUGGUGUGCCGAUCGCUGCCACCACUUCCGGUAUGCCGGGUGGAUCGCGAUCGGCAAUCGGACCCAGUGCCAGCAGUGCGAAAAGUCUGUCGGUUAAGAAUCAGCUGAAGUUGAAAAUUUCCACUUCCAAGUCGUUGAAGCUACAGAACCAGAAGCUGGCCAAACAGCAAGCCCACGUGCUGGGAGUAAGCAAUAGCAACGGUGCGGGGAUUAUUUCUCCCGGCAAGAAGAGCGUUUCGCCUUCCGGGGAACGGAAGAUGGAAGUUUGUGAAGGGGUUGGGACGGUGAGUGAAAUGGAGAACAAAGAAAAUAAGGGCGAGGAAAGUGCGGUGUUCGAAAAGAAGGACGAUAGAAAGGAUGACGACAAGGAGAUGGAGGCAAACAUCGACGGUGAAACGGAAAGUCGAGUCCAAACGGAUCAACCACAGCUCUCGCCACCGGUUCAUCCGGUUCCUCCACCGCCAAAACUGCCUAGCAGCAGUCCAGUCAGUGCAUCGCUUGAAUGGAGCGAACAGUUCAUCAAAUGCGGCGGCUUAGCCCAUCUUUAUCAGAUCUUCAUAUCGGGCGUUCUGCAGAAACAAUCCGUGGCCAAGGAUGGGGACGACCUGAACGAGUGGCGUCACGAUUGUCUGGCCAGUUUGCUGCGAAUCCUCUGCCUGCUUGGGAUGGAAGAAUUCAAACCGGAAAAUGAAAACGCCAUUAUCAUCCCGAAACUAAACCGACACACGCUGGCGCUGAUGGAGGUGCGACCCACCCUCGAACGAAUAGCGGGCAUUUUGAACGAGGAAUCGUUCCCGCUGAGUCCACACCACUUCAAGACGGGUCUGUUUGGGCGAGCUCAGGUCAUCCACUAUGCAAUGAAUCUGUUGGUUUGCUACGCUCAUUCGCUGGCGGAGGUUAGAUCUACGCUGUGGAAAGUCGAAGCUAAUCUGGCCUGGGUGCAGAGGUUGAUACUGGACGACCCGGAACCGGCCGUACGGAGAGAGGCUUGCGCCGCACUCUACCGGAUGUGUUUGGGUAAUGCUCAAACCUAUUACGAAUUGAUGGCUCCGUUACUUUCUAAGUUGGUAGCACUGUUGCCUCUGGCAGAGAAGAUGCGCCCUCAAAGUCAGCCAUAUCACUUGUCACCGGAUGAGGGAAAGGAACCUUACGGUCCGGCAUGUCGGGACUAUUUUUGGUUGCUGUGUCGGUUGGUGGAUUCGCUGUCACCGGAACUUGUGAAAGAUUGCGGGGGGGAGCUGAGCAGAAAACCCGGCUCUAUUGGAAUCGAGUCCAUGUGUAAACAGGUUUCGAAGAGCAUUCUGGAUCGGGACUAUCUGGAGAGUCGUCAUGGAAGUCCUGAUGAUGGGUUGUUCGGUCUGGUGAACUUAAUGGCAAAUUUGGUCAAGUUCGACCCACAGUUCAAGUUCAGCGAAGACGGGCAAGAAUUCAUCGGAAAAAUCUUUCAAUCUUUAUUCGAACUUCCAUCGCCGGAUGAUCGUGAAAAACCAAAAUGUAAAAGUCACGGCGCGCGUGCUGCGGCUUACGAUUUGCUGGUAGAGAUGUGCAAAAGUGCUCCGAAGAAUUACCUUUUGCUUCAUGGGAAAUUAAUGCAACAGCAUCGAGCUGGUCCCCACUCGCCCUAUCCCUGGGACUAUUGGCCGAGGGACGAAGGACGGUCCGAGUGUGGCUACGUAGGUCUUACGAAUUUGGGUGCCACCUGUUACAUGGCAUCGUGUAUCCAACAUCUCUUCAUGACGCCCCAAACGAGGGAUGCUAUUCUAUCGAUAUCGCCGGAUGCACCGCAAAAACAUAAGGCCACUCUGUAUGAAUUGCAACGCAUGUUUGCCUACCUGAUGGAGUCGGAACGUAAAGCAUACUGCCCUCGAUCGUUUUGCCGGGUCUACCAGAUGGAUCAUCAACCGCUGAAUACCGGCGAGCAGAAAGACAUGGCCGAGUUUUUCAUCGAUCUGGUGUCAAAAUUGGAAGAAAUGACACCGGAACUGAAGACCCUGGUGAAGCGAGUGUUCUGCGGAGUCAUCAGCAAUAAUGUCGUGUCUUUAGACUGUGGUCACGUGAGUCGCACUUUGGAAGAAUUCUACACGGUUCGGUGUCAGGUUGCGGACAUGCGUAAUUUGCACGAAUCGCUGGACGAAGUAACCGUGAAGGAUACGCUCGAAGGCGACAAUAUGUACACGUGUUCUCAGUGUGGCAAGAAGGUUCGGGCGGAGAAGCGAGCAUGCUUCAAAAAGUUGCCGCAAAUUUUGUGCUUCAAUACGAUGCGUUACACAUUCAACAUGGUUACGAUGCUCAAGGAAAAGGUCAACACCCAUUUCAGUUUUCCGAUGCGGUUAGACAUGUCCGGCUAUGUGGAGAAAACGCUGAUGCCACAGCAUUAUCAGGAGGAGAAGCGAAAAUCCGAACUUCGGCGUUCGGCUUCCAGGAACGUCAGUGAAUCGAGUGCUUCCGAUGGGAUGGGAUCUCUUUCCGGCGAAGAGCGAAAGGAAGAUAAAGUUAGUUCUAGCGAUGGCCAGGAUGUACAAAGUGCAUCAACUUCAACGGCCAAGAGUGAAGCUGCGGAGAAGGCUGAAAUUCAAAAGCAACAGCAAACUCUUGACGAAGAGGACUCGGAGGAUUUCAACGAGCACUAUGAGUAUGAUUUAGUUGGAGUGACGGUACAUACGGGAAAUGCUGACGGCGGCCACUACUACAGCUUCAUCAAGGAACGCAAUGAGGACAGCAAUCCGAACCAUCAAGAGCGAUGGUUCCUUUUCAAUGAUGCUGAGGUCAAACUGUUCGACCCUUCGCAAAUUGCUGCCGAGUGCUUUGGAGGAGAGAUGACGAGCAAAACCUACGACUCGGUGACGGAAAAGUAUUUGGAUUUCAGCUUCGAGAAGACCAAUUCGGCUUACAUGUUGUUCUACGAGUGGCGGUCAAACAAGGGCUCUAACAUCCAACGGGAUCAAGUCAGCAAGCCAUCCACAUGCACUUCGGGUGCAUCAAUGACUUCGAUGUCGAUUCCUGUUACGGCAACUACCACUAGUAGUAGUGAACCACUGGUGGUAACGCCUUCCUCGCCAUUUGCCAGCAGUGGACCCUGCACCAGUGCUUCAAUCGGUGCCAGCAUUACGGAAGUUGAUUGCAAUUUGAUUUCUCCACGCGAAACUGCAGUUAGCUCAAACGUUUCACUUCCGCUUACAUCGCCGAUAUCAUCAUCAUCAUCAUCAACAACAGUACUUCCCACAGUGAACAUUCGAGAUGCCGAUCAGACUGAUAGAAUCAUCCAGAAACAUCCCGGUGAAGUUUCAUCGGUAGUAGAUAACCUAAGUAACCUAAGUAAAUGUGAUAUAGAUGUUAAGGCUAGCCUACGAAGUACUGUUGGCGUGGUUCCAUCGCUGGCCCCGGUUCCAGGGGUCUCAUCCUCAUCUACGCAGUCACCACUGGCUGCGCUGCAGGCAACUUCACUGAGCAUUCUGCCGCCAUCGGGACCUCUGUUGGGUCCCUCCAUGCUCCCAUCACCAUCGUCAUCGUCCUAUUCGUCCAUUUCUUCGCUGUCGGCCCUGACCGCUACUGCUGGUGGUAACGUCGGUCUACCCUUGAGUGCAGUCGUACAACAGCCCACCAUAUCCAGUGCACUGCAGCCCUGUUCAUCGUCUGCCAGUUCGUCGUCUGGGUUGUCGCUGGUCGGGCUUGGACUGGUCCGAAUAGGGCCACCUCCAAAACGGAAACGCAAAAUUCUCAGCAAAGAGCUGGAGGAAUGGAUCUGGCAGGACAACAGGCACUUCCUUCAAGAUAGGAACAUUUUCGAGCAUACAUAUUUCAAUUUCAUGUGGCAAAUAUGUGGUCACAUACCGCAAACGUUGCUAGCCCUUCCCGAUAUUACGUGUAUUGCAGCGCAGCUAUCGGUAUCAUUCUUCAUCGAAACAUUCAUCCAUGCGAAAGAAAAGCCUACAAUGGUCCUUUGGGUGGAACUGCUCACCAAACAGUUCAACGCCAGUCAGGAGGCUUGCGAGUGGUUCCUCAGCCACAUGUCGGCAGAACCGUGGUGGCCCGUCCAGGUACUGAUCCAGUGUCCGAAUCAGAUGGUGCGACAGAUGUUCCAGCGGCUGGUCAUUCAUGUGAUUCAACGAUUGAGGCAAAGUCACAGCGCCCUCUACCUGAAGGUGGAAAGUGACGAGGAUGGGAAUGAAAUCAUUGGCAACGUUUCUUGCGUUACCAGGUUUAUCAAGUCUUUGAUUAUGCUUAUGGAACACGGAGCUCGUGCCCAUUUGCGUCAUCUGUCGGAGUUUUUCGGACUGCUGUACGAAUUCUCCCGAAUGGGCGAAGAGGAAGCUCUGUUCCUGCUUCGAAUAAAUGUGAUACGGAGCGUGGCUGAUUUCUAUCUCGGCCAUAAGGCUCAGGAUUGCAUUGAUCCUAAUUCCGACAACGAGGACAACUCAUCCGAUGAGGCUCUUACAGUUGACAAAAAUCGACCGGCGUCACUGGAUAAAAUGAUUGCUUUGGUAGCGUCUCUGGUGGAACGAUCUCGAGGUCCGGAUCUGCGACUACAUCUGUCAGCUCGGGAUUAUAAUGCCAUCGCUGGAGGAAAGGGUUUCCCUUUUCUCUAUCAGCAGAUCAAGGAUAAUAUCAAUCCGCACCAGACGAGGCACUUGAUCCAUGCGCUUUGCCGAUGUGACGAACGGUUGGCAGGGCAGAUCAUUGCGAUGCUUUUCACUGCCGUUACGAAGCAUACCGAGCUUUGUGGACCAUUCUUCAAGCUGUUGACGCUGCUGACGGAGUCCAACGGAGGUCCUUCCGGGUUGCCAUGUUUCUCCCAGCUAGUGCUGCAACGGGUUUGGGAUGCUGCCGAAUAUUGCCCUCAGUCAGCGUUGGAUUGGUUGGCGGUCCAAGCACCUCGAAACAAAAUUGCUCAUACCUGGAUCCUCCAGUCUGCCGAGAGUUGGGUUGAAACUUUUUUGCUUGCUCACAACAAUGCCAGAGUUCGCAAUGCCGCGGCAUAUUUGCUGGUGUCAUUGGUACCGUCUCAAAACUUUCGAACUAAUUUCCGUGCCACUUCCCAUCACAAGCUAACUAUGCAUGCGUCUCAGCCCAGAGAAAUUUCUUGUGAAGCUCAGCUUAUUCUGCAUUCAAUUUUGAAUCUCCUACUGCGGUUGCUCCGGUCUGCUCGAAAUUACACAGAAAUCAGUGCCCAUGGAACCACAAAGUUGACGGCGUACUUCAAUUUAAUGACGUACUGUUUAGUGUCUAAAACGGAGAAACUCAUGCUCGGUCCGCACUUACGAGCUCUCUGGGAGCUGUUCCAUCCUCGGCUAUCCGAACCUUCAGUUCCCGCGCAUCACAACAAACAAGCCCUUUUAGCGUUCUGGUACCAAGCCACGUUGGACUGUCCCGAGAAUGCCCUUCUAGUUGCUAACUGCCCCGAUAUCACCAGGAAUAUUGCAUUUAAUUACAUACUAGCCGACCAUGACGACUCGGAAAUCGUUACUUAUAAUCGUGCAAUGCUGCCCGUGUACUACGGGUUGCUUCGAAUGUGCUGCCAACAGAGCCGUUUGCUUACUCGUCAGCUCGCUGCUCAUCAAAACCUUCAGUGGGCGUUCAAGAAUAUCACUCCCCAUCCAACUCAGUACCCACUGGCCGUGGACGAACUGUUCCGCUUGAUGACGCUAUUCGCACAAAGGCAUGCUGAUGCAACGGAGGCGGAACAACGAGAGGUCACCAUCUUCCGGAGGACUACCCUGACGGCGUACCUCAGUGGUCUGGACGCGCGGGUAUCCUGGGGCACGUUAAUAGCUGCUUUGCGGAUUCUGGUCGACAACGACGAUGAUAGACUGUUCGUCGUAUUAAACGGAGGCAUCACCUUAUGCUUUGACGCGCUGCACACGUUACACUCCAUGUAUCAUGAGGCUACUGCCUGUCACGUGUUCGGCGAUCUGCAAGAAUUGCUAACGGAAGUCAUACUUUUGAUAAGCACACUUAGAGCGAGUUGUCGAGAGCAGAAAAAACGUCCACCACCGGCAUUGAUGAAAGGUCUCCCGGACGCAGUACGGAGAUUGGCUACACUGUUGAAUACCUUCAACCCACCGGAGAUGCGCAAUCUCGCCCUGGAGGUGCUCAAAGAGCUGGUCAAGUGUGCUCCUCCGGAGAUAAUCAGCACGGUUUUGGUGCCGCUGCUAACCCACUGCCACACACAGAACGUUGCCCAUACGAUGGGACCUUUGGGAUCGUAUUUUCCGCGACGUGGUAUGAAAGCGACCUGGCCGCCGGUGUCUAAGAACACUCCUCGACCACCACGACCUAUGGUCCAGAUGAACAUACCACAGUCGCAGAUUUGCGAGAAGGGUCUUGACAAGGACUUCGAUCUCGCACUAGAGCUGUUCUACCGUCCGUACCACGAGUUUCUAGACAUCAUGUUCCGGGUGGCGGUAACGUCCAAUCAAUUUAACGAACCGCUGGUUCACCUUUCGCUGUUAACCGGGAUCGAAGCCGUGGUGUUGCAUUUCAAUAUCUUUGCCAAGUUUUGGGUUGGCAUCUUCAAUAACAAAACCACCAACAGGUAUGCGGAGCUACUGAUCAAGAACCCAUUGUUGGUUGAUUACAUCGAUGAGAUACUGAGAGACGAAAGACUGUCGUUAAACGAUCCGGUGAUUGCGAACUUCAUCGAAAUCUAUUACCCGAAGGUGAAAUCCCGGUUGGUAGUGCCUCGUUUACUAGAAUCCAUCUGCCAACUCCUUCCCGAGAAAGGCAACCUAGAAGACAUUUGUGGCGACCUGCAAGCAAUACGCAUCAUUGGCCAGCGGACGGGCAUUCCCGGUUCAGUAAAAAUCCUCUUGCAGAACUCGCUGCAUGCGGUAUUGCUGAAGUUCAAGGACGAGAUGUACAGUGAUGAAGAAACACCACCGAAACGGCGCAAGAUAACAAACAGCAACGGCAACACUGCACAAACGCUAGUUCAGCGGCAACCAAAUCUGCGUUCACCGGUUUCCGAACCGGAACUGGAGCAGGAUAAGGCUUCGCGAUCUACCUUGGAACAUUCCGGUGUAGCGAAAGUGCAGGAAGUUGAGAAACAGCAGUCAGACGAAACGAUAGUGACGCAGCAAUCGGUCGAUGGCAAAGAACAGGAGAUAGCAAAGGGAAGUGAGCAGCAACUUCAUCAAGAGAAAAGUGAAGACAGUGCGGUAGAACGGAUGGAACAAGAUGGGGUCAUUUUGGGUAGUGAGGCUAAAAGCAGUGGAGAAGAAGAUAAGAACAAGCAAGAAGAGUCUGGUAGCAGUAGUAGUUGUAGUGGUAGCAAUAAUAACAAGGACGCGGAAGACAAGUCCAAACCCAAUACAUCCGGAGAAGAACAGUCCAAGGAGCAAAAGCAGGGUCUCAGCGAGCAGGAGCUGUACCAUCGAAAUCUAAUAAAGGACAUCGAAAGUCACAUCGAAUUAAUAUUUGAGUGUUUGGACGAAGACGAAGACGAGGUGGAAGAUAGUGCUCCAAAAUCGUCAUCGAAGGCGAAAGCGUCUUCCAAAGAGCCAUCAGAGGACGCCGAUGAAGACAACUGCGAAUCGGAAACAAUGCGCAGAAGAAGUUCAAGCAUCGGAACGACACCAAGUUCGUCGACGGCCGGUUGUCCCAGUCCCAGUAAAAUUAAACGUAGGAACCCGUCUGCUGAGGAACCUUCGGGGAAGACGGAAGAAGUGGAUCUAUCGAAUCAAUCGGAAACAUUGGCGGCAAAUACAGCGGAAGAUGAGGCAAAUAAAGAUGCGUGAGUAAGAAAGUGAAUUGCAGGUAAGUGAAAGAGCGAGUGUGUCUGGAUGAAUACAGUCGAAGUGAUUAUGCGAUUUUCGGUGAACCAAAAUUGUGAUGUUUUUAAAAGUUAAGGUUUGAUUUAUAUCUUUGGUACCAAAAAAUGUAGAGCGACGUGUGUAGAGAUGAGAGACGGUAAAGCAGGGUCGGAAGAGAUUUAUUUUCUUUCGCGACUAAAUUUUAUUGUAAAUUCAUAAAAUACUAAUUUUCGGCAUUCGAAAGUCAUCGUUGGUAGGAUUGUGUUUUUCCAUUGUGGAUAGCGAAAAUGAUGGAGAUAAGUAAGUGAUGAGUGAGUUAGAGGUGAAUCUUGACGCAGAUUAUUUUUUUUACUGUCAAAUAGUAGUUUCCGUAUUUAAGGGAAAAGGUGCUCGUGUAAUUUUAAUCAUGUUUCUUAUCACUGCAUACCUAACACAGGCAAUGUAUUUUUUUCCGAACGCAAAGUUUAGCUCUUUCGCGUGUGCAGCGAUUCGGUACGAGAAAAAAUGCAGCUGUUCUGUGUUUCGAUCAUGUUUUCUUAGUUGCUACGACCUACGAUUAAGGAAGUUUAAUUUAAAGCCUAUUUUUAUUACUUAUUACGAACUUAUUGUAUCCUAGAUCAUUGAAAAGUGAACGCUAUUAAAGGAAAUCGUAUUUAUUAAACUAGCUAGUCUACGGAAAAAAUGUCCUUAAGUUUUGUUAUACCAUUCUAAAUGUUUGAUGAUGCAGAAUCGAAAGUGAAAAUGAACCUAGAAGCGUAAGCUGAUGUUGAAAAUAAAAAAAAAAUAAU